CCUGUUUGGGGGGUUUGCGGUGUGAGAAUCCAACGUGGCAGGAGUCUUCUGAAGAGUGGAACAUCUACUCAUGUUUCUCACUUCACUGCACUUUAUUUAACACCAAAUCCGUGGUGAGGUGAUGACCGGAUAUCUGCGCAGCUCCUGCUCCGGUCCAGCGCGUGCCCUGUGCUUUUUGUACGCAUGCUGGCUUUAAUUCUGUCCGGUGUUUCGGGAGAGGAACUACAAGUUGAAGAUUUAUCAGGCGUUGAGAGAUUACCCUCACACACACACCGGAGACUUCUGAAUGAAUUCUGCUGCUACCAUCAGGAGCUCCAUCACCAUGAAGAUCUGUGAGUCUGGUUCAGAAGCAGCCGUGCCAGCCCGAGCCAUGACGCUACCUUCAGCACACAUCACAGAGAAGCUUAUGACCUCAGAGAAGCCACCACUGCCAGCAGAUGGAGCUGAGGUGGCACAGGAGGUGGGGCCUGUGGCAGUUCCUGAAGCCCCAUUGGACCGUGUACGUGAUGGGUGGGACAGUAAGGUGGAGUAUUUCCUGGCUCAGGUGGGAUUCAGUGUUGGACUCGGAAACGUGUGGAGGUUCCCCUACCUGUGUCACCAGAACGGAGGAGGAGCGUUCCUCUUGCUCUAUGUUCUGCUGAUGGUGCUGGUUGGUGUCCCGUUGUUUUUCCUGGAGUUAGCAGUGGGUCAGAGCAUCAGACAGGGCAGCAUCGGAGUCUGGAGACACAUCUCACCAAAACUGGUUGGGAUUGGCUACUCCAGUUGUGUGGUGUGUUUCUUUGUGGCUCUGUAUUAUAACGUCAUCAUCGGGUGGAGUAUUUUUUAUUUGUUCAAAUCAUUCCAGAGUCCGUUACCAUGGGAGAACUGUCCUACAGAGGGGAACACCACAGAAUCUGAGUGUGCUGCCAGUUCUCCUACCUCCUACUUCUGGUACCGUAAAGCUCUGGACAUUACAGACUCCAUUGAUGAGACCGGAGAGUUUAAUCUGAUCAUCACCGGCUGUCUCGCUCUUGCCUGGACCAUUGUCUGUCUCGCCAUGUUCAAAGGCAUCAAGUCUUCUGGCAAGGUGAUGUAUUUCUCCUCCGUCUUCCCGUAUGUGGUUCUGCUGUGUUUCUUGAUUCGAGGUCUUACUCUGGACGGAGCAGCAGAGGGACUCAAGUACAUGUUCAGUCCAAAGUUGGAGAUAUGGGGUGAUGUUCAGGUGUGGCGCCAGGCGUUCACUCAGGUGUUCUUCGCUCUGGGUUUGGGGUUCGGCUCCAUCAUAGCGUACUCCUCCUAUAACCAGUGCAAUAAUAACUGUCACCGCGAUGCCUUCACUGUCUCCACAAUCAACUUCCUCACCUCCGUCCUUGCCUCGCUCGUCGUCUUCUCUGUGCUGGGCUUCAGGGCCAAGACCUUCACCAAGACCUGCAUCUCAGAGAAUCUGGAGGUGUUAUCUAAAGCAUUCUCGUCCCAUGAUGCUCUACCUACUCUGCUCAUUAACAUAACGGAGGUGGAAUCUGUUUCUGUGGAGAUGUAUAAACACUGGUACGAAGUUCAGGGCAAUCAGCUGAAUCUCAGUGGACACAUCUUCAGUAACUGCAGCCUGGAGGAUGCCAUGAACAAAGGAGUGGAGGGGACCGGUCUGGCGUUUAUAGCCUUCACGGAGGCAAUGACUCUGUUCCCGGCGAGUCCGUUCUGGUCAGCAUUGUUCUUCCUCAUGCUUCUCAACCUGGGACUGUCCACCAUGUUCGGUACGAUGGAGGGGAUCCUCACGCCACUGUCUGAUACCUUCUCCUCACUGAGGAACCACAAACUCAUCUUCACAGUGUGUAGCUGUGUGUUGGCAUUUGUGAUUGGUCUGCUGUUCACUCAGCGCUGUGGGAAUUACUUUGUGGUAAUGUUCGAUGAUUACUCUGCCACACUGCCACUCAUCAUUGUUGUCGUUUUCCAAACCUUCAGUGUGGCCUGGGUGUAUGGAGCAGACAGGUUCCUGCAGGAUAUCCGUCGGAUGCUGGGCCGGCCGGUGUGUGUGAUAUACAAGUUCCUGUGGAAGUAUGUGUGUCUGUUGGCCAUGCUGACUCUGCUAGCCGCCAGUUUACUGAACAUGUGUUUCAAACGACCACAAUACACUGCCUGGAACCGGCAGACGGCCUCGGAGAUACAGUUGCCGUAUCCUGACUGGGCGUUAGCCGUGCUCUCAUCGCUCAUCGUCCUUGCUGUGCUUCCUGUUCCUCUGGGUUACGCCCACUCCAUCUUACGCCAGCGUCUCAGCCAGUCCGCUCUCGACACCGCGGCGGGAUACGCCCCCUGCAGCACCACCGACAUGGACUCCGCUCCUCAAAGCACACCGCUGAACAUGGACGUGAAUCCUGCCUCCCCAUUGGCUGAGGAGGGCUAUACACUCCUCCCACAGACAGGGGAGGAGGAAGGGGAGGAGUCUACAAGAGUAUGAGCUUGGAGAGAAGUUAAUGAGCAAAAAAAAAAAAAAAAACUUGUGUACACACAUACACACACACCUGCUGCUUUAAACACUGACCAAAAGUUUCGCUGUGCUAUGGAGUGCACUUCACACCUCACACACACACACCUCACACACACACCUCACACACACACCUCACACACACACACACACACACACACACGAUGUUGGGAAUCAUUUUUUUUUAUUAACCAGUCCCAGUCACCUGGGACUAAAGCACCUGGGAAGAACUUUGCAUUAGAGGUGAACUACCCAAAAUGCACUGUGAAUAAAAUCUAUUAGCUUAUAUUAACAUUCUGUAAUCUAGUAUGCUAAUUAGCUAACAUGCUAGCCUUACCAGGGCUUCAUCUUUAAAAAUCAAAGCCAUUUUCUUCCCUGGGGGAAAAUUGUUUCAGGGAAAUCGUCCACGCUGGGGCAGUGUGAUGGGGCGAGCAGUGCCAUGGGGCAGUGCGAUGGGGGCUGUGUGAUGGGGCCAAACCACCCUGCGGUCUGUUGAGGACUUUAUACCUGAAUUUUUUAUUUUUUUUUUUUAAAUGUAUAGCAUGUGCCUUUCUUCACACUCUUGCUGCGUCUCUUCUGAAAAUCUGGAAGUUUUAGAAGCAGCGUCCAGCACAUUGGAGAAGGACACGCAUGUGUACGGAGCUUUUCAAAACAUUAGAGUAUCAAAAGGAAACAUUAAUUUUUCCCACAGUUUAAUUCAAACUUUGAAACUAAGUUGUCCUAAUUUGUCACGUACAUUACUGCACAGUAAAAUUCUUUCUUCACGUAUCCCAUCCUUGGGUCAGAUUUUGGGGUCAGAGCGCAGGGUCAGCCAUGAUACAGCGCCCCUGGAACAGGGUGGGUUGGGGGCCUUUUCUUCAAGGGCCCAGUAGUGGCAGCCUUGCAGUGCUGGGGCUUGAACUCCAAUCUUCCGGUCAACGACCCAGAGCCUUAACCCACUUGAGCCACCAUCGUCCCAUUUCAUAUAUUUUAAAUUUAUUUCAAAUGAACUGAAAUAUUUUGAGGUUUUUUUUUUUUUUAUUGAGAUAAUUAUGGCUCACACUCAUCCAUCAAAAAUCCAGAAUCUCAAGAUAUUUGAAUAUUACAUAAAAUUACUAAAGAAAUGAUUACUAAUACAGAAAACUCAAACCUGAGUUUGACUGAAACUGAGCUGGCCGGACAGUCGAGCACAGUAAUACUGUCGGUCAGCAAUCCAGUUCCCAGUAGUUUUGGCGCUGUGGGUAGGGGCCAAGUCUUGCUGGAAAAGGACAUCAAAAUCUCCAUAAAGCUGGUCUGCAGAUGGGCGAAAGUGCUGCUCUAAAAUCUCUUGGUAGAUUGCAGGAGUGGCUUGAACCUAGGAAUGUGACACUUGUAGACCAUUUCCUGGACACAUCCUCAGUCCACUCCUUGUGAAGCUCCUCCACGUUCUUCAGUCAGCUUUGCUUGACAAUCUUCUUGAGGCUGCGGUCAUCCCUGUUGUUUGUGCCCCUUUUCCUACCACACUGACCGUCCAGUCCACUUUCCAUGAAUAUGUGUUGAAUCAGUACUCUGAACAGCCACGCCUUUCACCAAUGAUCUGCUGGGGUUAGGGUUAGAGUGUCUUCUGGACAACCGUCCGGUCAGCAGUCUUCUCCAUGGGUGUGGGAGUGUGUACUGAAGCUGACUGGGAGAUUUGGGGGAUUUAUAAUGCAGAAAAAAUUAAAUAUUCAAAUGAGAGAGGCUUUUUCAGUGUUUGAGCUGUCAGCCACAAUUAAAAUAAAAAAACACUUGGAACAUUUUACUUUACAUGGAAUGAGAAGAAUAUAUAUACUUUUUCAUUUUCUAAAGUGUCUGCAAAAAAUAUUGAACUUUUCAGAACAGACCAGGAGAGGAGAUUGUGAGCGUCUGUUCUGCUGUGAAGCUCAUGUCCAGUCACAACCUUUAACACUCUGCUGUAACACUCCUACAGAUUCUACAAAACUAAAAGCGGUCAGUCCAAAUGUAUUCACUUCAGCUGAAAGAUCAUGACCCAGUGCAGCUAGAUAUCUACAGGAACGCUAAAUAUUACAUCUCUCUCACACACAAUAAGAAUUAUUUAAUUACAUAAUUCUCUUUCAAACAUCUCCAAAGCACAAUUUUCUGUGAUGGAGAGAUUAAAGGAUGUAAAGAGAAGAGAACUGAGGUGAGACUGAGGAUGGGGAAGUUCAAUCACAGCUACUGAUUGGUCAGCUGCUCUCACGCUCAUUAUGACAUAAGCCGAGAUUGUGUUCCUGCAGCACAUUCACACUGGUCAGCAUGCGGUCCGUAACAUCAGCGAAACAGAAACAGCAAUAAUAUCAGAGUUACAUUUAUAAAAUGAAACCAUUAAAAGAUGAAAGCAUAAAGCAUAUGUCCAGAACAAUGUGUUCUGAAAUUCCGUACACACACACUGUGUUUAUUGCACUAUUUUAAUAUUCACCUUUCACAUAUAUUUUUUUUGUUUAUUUUUUAAUAUAAAGGCUGUGGGUGUUUUAUAGCUUUUGUAUAUUUUAUAAAGUUUUAGAUUGUAAAUGACAAGCUGUGUGUGUGUGAGACUUGAGCUCAAAGGUUAAAGUUUAUGCUCUUUAUUAUUCAAUCAAUUGUGUUUUAGCUGAUUUCCAACAGGUUUAUAUGUAUUUCACACACACACACACACACACACACUUGUACAUAUGGUACGCCAUUCCUUCCUAAGCUCUUGGAACAAGGUGAAUUAUUUGUUUUUGCUAGACAUAGCUUGGGUGUAUAGCAAAGAACCAGAAAUAAGUGUGUGUGUGUGUUUUAAAUGUUAUCUGAAGUGUGAAUGAUGGUGUGUGUGGUCAUUCUUCUGUCCUUGUCACACAGUGUCAUAAACAAGUAUAUGUUUAAUUCUGUGAUGUAAACAUGAAGCAGCGUUUCAGAGCGCAGGUCAUUAUUGUAAUAUUUUAUUAUUAUUAAAUUUGUUUUAA
Messenger RNA from Hemibagrus wyckioides, 5385 nucleotides. It is a transcript of the gene slc6a16b, whose product is annotated as solute carrier family 6 member 16b. NCBI's taxonomy places the organism in Eukaryota, Metazoa, Chordata, Actinopteri, Siluriformes, Bagridae. The record is from RefSeq and is a predicted model, not a curated record. The coding region runs from base 287 to 2434 and encodes 715 amino acids. Gene Ontology annotation, cellular component: membrane. Gene Ontology annotation, biological process: sodium ion transmembrane transport. The transcript is spliced from 13 exons.